This is a messenger RNA of Heteronotia binoei (common prickly gecko), 2193 nucleotides long. RefSeq lists its product as uncharacterized. The record is from RefSeq and is a predicted model, not a curated record. Gene Ontology annotation, biological process: DNA integration. The annotation marks the transcript as partial. Gene Ontology annotation, molecular function: nucleic acid binding. Lineage: Eukaryota; Metazoa; Chordata; Lepidosauria; Squamata; Gekkonidae. The transcript is spliced from 4 exons.
AUGGCCAACCAGAGCGGGAACACCGGGUACAUCAAGCCCUUCGACCCUGCAAAUCCUGAGGGCUGGGAGUCCUACUCGGAACGGGUCGAGUUCUACCUCCGGGCCAACAAGAUCACCGACGCCGGAUCAAAGAGGGAUGUUCUCCUGAGCGUCUGCGGGCCAGCCACGUUCGAGAUCGCCAAGGGUCUCUCGGCUCCCGCCCGCCUCGCGGAGAAAUCCUACGAUGAGAUCAUCAGGCUCCUCACGGGCCAUUUCUUGCCGCAGCCCUCACGGGUGGCCCGCAGAUUCCUGUUCCACAAAAGGGACCAGACCGCUGGAGAAUCAGCCGCGGACUACUUGGCGGCCCUCCGCAAACUCGCCGGGAACUGCCUACCGCUCGACCCGACGGUCAGACCGAUCCGGCUCAAGGCAAGGAGGGUCCCCUUCGCCUUGAAGCCCAAGAUCGAGGCAGAGUUGGACCGCCUAGUAGCACAAGGGGUCCUGGAGCCGGUCGAUUACGCCAUGUGGGAGACCCCCAUAGUGACUCCGGUCAAACCCAAUGGGGACGUGCGUAUAUGUGCAGAUUACAAGUGCACAAUUAACAAAGCGCUCCAAGACAACCCCUACCCAGUGCCGGUGGUGAGCCACGUCCUGGCUGCUCUAGCGGGGUCUAAGGUCUUUGGGAAGCUGGACCUGGCCCAGGCCUACCAACAGCUCCCAGUAGACGCCAAGACGGCGGAAGCCCAGACCAUAGUGACACACAGGGGGGCCUUCCGGGUGAAGAGGCUACAGUUCGGGGUAAGCGUCGCUCCGGGGAUUUUUCAGAGUAUAAUGGACGCUCUCCUUAAAGGGAUCCCCGGAGUGCAGCCGUUUUUCGACGACGUUUUAAUCGCCGCCCCCGGCCCCGAAGAGUUCGGAAAUCGCUUGAGAGAGGUGCUCCGCCGGUUCCAGACAGCGGGGCUCAAGGUCAAACGGGAAAAAUGCUUGCUGGGGGUCCCACGGGUGGAGUUCCUGGGUUUCGCCGUAGACUCCGCGGGAAUCCACCCAACAGAAGAAAAAACUCGAGCCAUCCUGCAGGCCCCGGCUCCAACCUGCAAGGCGGAGCUCCAAAGCUUCUUGGGGGUGCUGAACUUUUAUCAUUCGUUCCUCCCCCACAAGGCAGCCCUCGACAUCCUAGUAUCUAAUGCGGUGCUCCACCAUUUUGACGAGGGUCUCCCCGUCAUCUUGGCGUGCGAUGCGUCGCCCUACGGAGUGGGGGCAGUCCUGGGGCACCAACUCCCGGACGGGAGGGAGGUUCCGGUGGCAUACUACUCCCGCACGCUGGCUCCAGCCGAGAGCAAUUACGCGCAGAUAGACAAAGAGGCACUGGCAAUCGUGGCGGGGGUCCGCAAGUUCCACGAAUAUCUGUACGGGCGGAGGUUCACUAUUGCCACCGACCACAAGCCUCUCCUAGGCCUGUUGGCCCCGGACCGGCAAACCCCCCAAAUUCUCUCACAGCGCGUGUUGAGGUGGAACCAAUUCCUCAACUCCUACACGUACACACUGGUGCACAGGGCAGGCAAGGCCAUGGGCCACGCGGACGCGCUCAGCCACUGGGUGAUGAGGGGCUGGCCGGAGGGGAACAUGGGGGAAGAAUUCAAACCAUACACGACCAGGAGGGAGGAACUAGCCGCGCACAAGGGGUGCCUAUUAUGGGGAAGCAGGGUGGUGAUCCCGCCUCCGCUGCAAAAGCGAGUCCUGGAAUCCCUACACGAGACCCAUCCCGGCAUAGUCCGAAUGAAGGCGUUAGCCAGGAGCUACGUCUGGUGGCCGGGAAUGGACGGGGAGAUUGAGACGUGGGUGCGCAGGUGUCAAACGUGUCAGGAGUCAAGGCCUGAGCCCCCCAGCGCCCCCGCCACACGGUGGGAGUCCACCCGGAAGCCCUGGUCGAGGCUCCACAUCGAUUUUGCGGGGCCAUUCCAGGGUCAAAUCUUCAUGAUCAUUGUGGACGCCUAUUCCAAAUGGCUGGAGGUCAUUCCCGUAGGGUCCACCUCAGCGGCCGCCGCCAUCAAAGCGCUGCGCAGGGUCUUGUGCACCCACGGUAUUCCGGAUACCAUAGUCUCAGAUAACGGGACAGCAUUCACAGCGGCGGACUUCCAAGGGUUCCUCAACAGAUACCUGAUUAAACACAUUCGCUCCGCCCCCUUUCACCCGGCCACUAACGGCCAGGCGGAG